UGACUACACCCACCAAACCCAUUCAUUCUUUCGUCCUCCUCCUUUUUUCCCCUCUUCCUCUCUGUAUUUUUGUUACUUAUUAUUGCUUUGCUUUCUCUUCUUUUCUCUGUCUAAUAAUGGCUGCUGUUUCUCUCCUUUUCUCUCCCUUUCUUUCUUUCUUUCUCUUCGUUUCCCCGGCUCUCGCCACCAACUCUGAAGGAAAUGCUUUGCAUGCUUUGAGAAGCAGGUUUAAUGACCCUACAAAUGUGUUGCAGAGUUGGGACCCAUCUCUUGUCAAUCCCUGCACCUGGUUUCAUGUCACCUGCGAUGCCAACAAUCACGUGAUUCGCUUGGACUUGGGAAACUCUAACAUUUCUGGGUCUUUGGGGCCUGAACUUGGCCAGCUUCAGCAUCUGCAGUACUUGGAGCUUUACAGGAAUGACAUUGGAGGAGAAAUUCCAAAGGAGUUGGGGAAUCUGAAAAACCUUAUUAGCAUGGAUUUGUAUCAAAACAGAUUUGAAGGAAAAAUCCCCAAGUCUUUUGGCAAAUUGAAGUCACUUAGAUUUCUGCGGUUAAACAACAACAAGCUCACAGGAUCUAUUCCGAGGGAACUCACCACUCUAUCAGACCUAAAAGUCUUUGAUGUUUCCAACAAUAAUCUGUGUGGAACAAUCCCAGUUGAUGGCCCCUUCGCAAGCUUUUCGAUGGAAAGUUUUGAGAGCAAUAGGCUCAAUGGACCUGAGCUGCAAGGACUGGUGCCUUAUGACUUUGGAUGCUGAAGAAACAUGGGACUUGUGUUGAAGACUGUAAUAGCUAAGUCUUAUAUAUGGUGAAGUAGCAGAAUAAAAUGCCUAAAUGUAUUAUGUAUUUGACAGUGCCACACUUUUCAUUUCAUUAGUAACAAUAGCAAGUAAAAUGAGAUUAAAGAAAUUUGAAGCGUUAA
Mangifera indica (mango) is the source of this 922-nucleotide messenger RNA. Its product is annotated as leucine-rich repeat protein 2-like. Lineage: Eukaryota; Viridiplantae; Streptophyta; Magnoliopsida; Sapindales; Anacardiaceae. Gene Ontology annotation, molecular function: protein binding. The record is from RefSeq and is a predicted model, not a curated record. The coding region runs from base 117 to 758 and encodes 213 amino acids. The transcript has 7 exons.